Messenger RNA from Aedes albopictus (Asian tiger mosquito), 1383 nucleotides. RefSeq names its product beta-1,4-galactosyltransferase 7 (gene beta4GalT7). Gene Ontology annotation, molecular function: xylosylprotein 4-beta-galactosyltransferase activity. Gene Ontology annotation, biological process: carbohydrate metabolic process; proteoglycan biosynthetic process. Bases 229 to 1170 code for a protein of 313 amino acids. Gene Ontology annotation, cellular component: Golgi apparatus. The transcript is spliced from 3 exons. The record is from RefSeq and is a predicted model, not a curated record. Lineage: Eukaryota; Metazoa; Arthropoda; Insecta; Diptera; Culicidae.
GGUGCGCAAUGUUUACAGUCGGCUUCGCGAGAUUUUUAUUUCGGUGAAUCGAAAUCAGGCAGGACUGCAAAAAUUUGCAAAUUUUAUCAUGCGUAGAUAGUAGUUUAAUUUGAAAUAUGGGCCUCCUCCUGUUUUGAGAAAAUAAUGUAGCGCAGCAUCGUAUAUAUAAGUGAUGACCAAGGUUUUAGAUAAGUAUCAAGUAAAUAGCUAUCAAUUAGAAGAGCAGCAAUGAACAUACACAAUUCGAUGUAUGUGCGCUUCAUAGGCAUUAUCGUGUUGGCUGCUGUAGGAGUCAUAUUCCUGAUCUCAAGUCUUCCCAUUUCCGAUACAUGUAAAUGCGAGAAUCCAGUCGAACGGGAUAUACAACAUGAACAGUUCCAUCGCAGCUUCAAGGAGCUAUCCCCAUCGGAUAAACACAAACUAGCGAUUCUGGUUCCGUUCCGGGACAGGUUCGAUGAGCUCUUGCGAUUUGCACCACACAUAUCAAGGUUUUUGAAUCGUCAACGUGUACCGUUUCACAUUUUUGUACUGAAUCAGAACGAUCGCUAUCGCUUCAAUCGAGCAUCGCUGAUCAACGCCGGGUUUCUUUUGGUGAAGGAUCAAUACGAUUACAUUGCUAUGCACGACGUCGACUUACUUCCGUUGAACGAUAAUCUCAAGUACGAGUACCCUAAAAAUGGACCACUGCACAUCUCCGGUCCAGAAUUUCACCCGAAAUAUCACUACGCCACGUUCAUAGGAGGAAUCUUGCUUCUAAAAAUCGAACACUAUCAAUUGCUCAAUGGAAUGUCCAACAAGUACUGGGGAUGGGGUCUGGAGGACGACGAAUUCUACGUGCGCAUUAAAGAGGCAGGCCUGGAGGUGCACCGACCGAGGAACAUUACAAGUGGACCGGAUGAUACGUUCUUGCAUAUUCAUGACCGUUUGCACCGCAGGAGGGACACGGCCAAAUGUUUUAAUCAAAGGGAAGUGACACGACGAAGAGAUCGUGAAACGGGACUCAAUACCCUUCGGUACAGUCUAGAUAGUCGACGGGAGCUGACGAUUGACGAUGUGCCCGUGACCGUAUUGAACUUAAACCUAGAGUGUGAUAAAUCUCAAACUCCCUGGUGCGAAUGUGAUAGCAAAGGGGAUGCAAAAUCUCGACUCGAAACGAAAUCAAAAUCUUGAAUUUGAUCGUCCGUAAUGGAGUACUUUCAGUUAUCGCAUUUGUGUUCCUCGAAAUCUGGUUUGCUAAAAUUUCAUUUACUCUUCGUUGUUCCUCAGGGGUUGCGAAUUACCUACGUUCGGAAUAUGAUAAAGGCCGUGAAGAAGGUCAUCAUACUGAUAUACUCAUUGAUGUCAUGCACCUGUUAUUUUCAAUAAAUCCAAUUAAGUUUUGAA